Molecule: messenger RNA, 1151 nt
Organism: Mandrillus leucophaeus (drill)
Lineage: Eukaryota; Metazoa; Chordata; Mammalia; Primates; Cercopithecidae
Product: zinc finger protein 64 homolog, isoforms 3 and 4
Exons: 4
Coding region: 111-1151 (346 amino acids)
Source: RefSeq, a predicted model, not a curated record
CAGCUUCAGAGCUUGAUAACGAUGUUCCAAAAGCAGCCUGCCUCUCCACUGAAAGCAGUGACACUCAGAAGACCCCUGUCAUCACUCUUCCCUCAGAGGCAAGGGAGCAAAUGGCCACCCUUGGAGAGAGGACAUUCAACUGUUGCUACCCAGGUUGCCACUUCAAAACUGUGCAUGGCAUGAAAGACUUGGACCGCCACCUCAGAAUCCAUACGGGAGACAAACCGCACAAGUGUGAGUUUUGUGACAAGUGCUUCAGCCGGAAGGACAACCUGACCAUGCACAUGCGGUGCCACACCAGUGUGAAGCCACACAAGUGUCACCUGUGUGACUAUGCUGCCGUGGACAGCAGUAGCCUCAAGAAGCACCUGCGGAUCCACUCUGACGAGCGGCCGUACAAAUGCCAGCUCUGCCCCUAUGCCAGCCGCAACUCCAGCCAGCUCACCGUCCACCUGCGAUCCCACACGGGGGAUACCCCCUUCCAGUGCUGGCUCUGUAGCGCCAAGUUCAAAAUCAGCUCGGACUUGAAAAGGCACAUGAUCGUGCACUCGGGGGAGAAGCCUUUCAAGUGCGAGUUCUGCGACGUCCGCUGCACCAUGAAGGCGAAUCUCAAAUCGCACAUCCGCAUCAAGCACACCUUCAAGUGUCUGCACUGUGCCUUCCAGGGCCGGGACCGCGCUGACCUCCUGGAGCACAGCCGGCUGCACCAGGCCGACCACCCGGAGAAGUGCCCAGAGUGCAGCUACUCCUGCUCCAGCGCGGCCGCGCUGCGCGUGCACAGCAGAGUCCACUGUAAGGACCGUCCCUUCAAGUGUGACUUCUGCAGCUUCGACACGAAGCGGCCCAGCAGCCUGGCCAAGCACAUCGACAAGGUGCACAGGGACGAGGCCAAGACGGAGAACUGGGCCCCUCUGGGCAAGGAAGGGCUCAGAGAGAGCAGCUCUCAACAUGUGGCCAAGAUCGUGACGCAGAGGGCCUUCCGCUGUGAGACCUGCGGCGCCUCCUUCGUCAGGGAUGACUCGCUGAGAUGCCACAAGAAGCAGCACAGUGACCAGAGCGAGAACAAGAACUCAGACUUGGUCACCUUCCCACCGGAAAGCGGUGCGUCAGGGCAGCUCCAGGCUCCCCUAGAGCCCAGCCAAGACCUCUAG